CUUGACAAGCCGUCAUCGUGCCUUUUUCUUUUACUUAUCAGGACUAGAAACCGCCUACCUCUCGCCAACUUUUCAUGUCCAUGAUGCUUUUAUUACAGAAAUUUCAUCCUGAUUUGCUUUCUACACUCAUUUACGCAAUUGACAAACAGAUACACUCUUUGCGGCCAGGUCCAGUUCUUUCCCUCCUUCCCACAAUAUCAGAAAUACUAUAUUCAAGAUGCCAAGCGGAAAAGCGAAAAGUCGAGAGGACAAGUGCGAGGAGUACCCUCAGUUCAUGAGAGGGCUGAAUAAUCGAGAUGCACAUGUAGCUUUCUGGGUCCUCUUCGCAUUGGUGAUCCUACUUAUGUGUGGAGUUUCCUGUUCCUAUGCCAUGUCCCAUGACUGCGAAGCGUAAGUCUAGAUUCUCUCAUCCUGAACACCUCCAUAAAAAGAAAAUACAUGUACUGAAACGAAUAUACAUCCUCAGAAACGGCUGCCGAAGAAACUGCAAUCAAGCCGAUAGACCCUCCUCAGAACAACACAAAAGAACCAAAAUCACCUGCCAGAACCGCUGUCUCUUCACCUCCGUCGGCUUCACGAUCGCGGCGACGAUAGCGUUGGCUUUCGGCGCGUGUGCAGGGUUGAACAUGCAAUUCUGUCAUGAAGAGGAUCUCAUGGUCUUCAUCUGGGCCAUGUGGAGCGUUAUACAAUUAGGAUCCGUGCUCGCGAUGUGGGGGGUAGUUCUUCACCAACUGCGUGCACGGUUUUCGAACGGCCGACCAAGUCCAUGGAAUGUGGCGCUGGGGACGGGAGUGUUAGUUAUUGCAGGGCUGGGACAUUGGUUGUGGCAGGGGAUUCGGCGGUGGUGGAAUGGCGAGCGCGAGGAGGAGGUGGUUGAGUAAGCUAUCCAUCCCUAAACCCCCGUUCUUAUAUCUGGCGUUUACUGACUUUUUCGUUUAAGCGAGCAUGAAGAUCUUGAGCCUCCUGAUAGAGGCAUGCAGUUCAUGUACUCCUCCAAACCGCCACAAACCAUUCCGCCGGGAGCAACACUUGCGCACGACAGAGAUGGGAGCUGGACUGUUUGGGUUCCCUCGGAUGUUGGAAAUGGGUUUAUCAAUGAUUGGAUUUUGCAGCAGCGUGCUGAGGCGAUAGAGAGUAAGGAGAGUGGUGUUGCUGUUUCGCAGGCUAAUACUAUUAAAAAUUUCGAGGAUGGGGUUUGA
Molecule: messenger RNA, 1199 nt
Organism: Hymenoscyphus albidus
Lineage: Eukaryota; Fungi; Ascomycota; Leotiomycetes; Helotiales; Helotiaceae
Source: the annotation of a GenBank genome assembly